AUGAGAGAAAUCAUUUCAUUUCAUUUUGGCCAAUCCGGAGUUCAAUUAGCUCAUCCACUUUGGGAAUUAUAUUCAUUAGAACACGGUAUCAAUUUAGAUGGAUCUGUUCCUAAUACUUCUGAAUCCUCAGAUAAAGACACAAAUCGAAAUAUAUUAUUUUCUGAAACUCAAAAUGAUUGCUAUGUACCAUUGGCUUACUUGGCUGAUGAUGAUUGUUAAGGUAUUGAUCAAAUUAGAAAUGGCUAACUUAAAUAAUUGUUUUCAACUAAAUUUCUUUAAGAAUUUUAAGAAGAUUCAGGAAGUCUUUGGAUUUCAAGUUAUAAAAGUGCUCAAGCAUCAGAAAUUUUUAAAAAUCAAAUUCGAUAAUUAUUAGAUAAAUGCGAUUCCUUAUAAGGAAUAAUGAUAUAUCAUUCUGUUAGUGGUGGUUUUGGAGGAAGUUAUGCAUCCUAUUUAUUAUAAGAAUACGAGGAUGACUUUUCAAAAGUAAUAAAAUCAACAGUUUCUUUACUUUCAUCAGAUGAGAGCUCAACAUCGACAAUUGUUGAGCCUUAUAACUCUGUUUUCACAAUCAAUUAGUUGAAAUAAUUCUCUAACUUUAACAUCUUUGUUGAUAAUUCAGCACUUUCUAAGGUCUGUGAGCAUCAAUUAGAUAUGGAUUAGGCUAAUUUCGAUAUUUUGAAUAGAAUGAUUGCUUAGAUGAUAGCAUCUAUUACUUCUACAUAAAGACUCAAUGCUGAAAUGCUUAUAGAUCUACAAGAUAUAAAUUAAAAUCUUGUUUUACUGCCAGAAUUAUAAUUUUUACACACUUCUUAUGCUCCUUUUAUUUAAAAAGACAAAUAAAAUACUUUUGGUGUAAAUUUAACUUAAAUUUCUUAAGCACUGUUUAGUGAAGUAGGGUCAUUUAUAAAAUGCCCUCCAAAACCAUCAUAAUAUUUUGGAGCAAACUUAUUUUAUCGAGGAGAUUGCCCUUACUCAGAAAUACAAACCACUAUAAAUGAACUUAAGUCCUCUAAAUCCAUUAAUUUUGCAGAUUGGGUUCCUCUCAAUUAUUAAGUUGCCAUGUGCUCUAAAAGUACAAUAUAAUUUCAAAAUACAGAAUUAGGAAAAGUAAAUAAAACUGCUUGUUUAGUAGCAAAUUCAACGCGUAUAUUAAAUCCUUUAAAGAAUAUUCAUUCAAGAUUUAAGAGUUUGUAUUAGAAGAAGUGUUUUCUUCAUUGGUUUCUAAAGAACUCUAUAAUGGAUGAAUCAUAAUUUGUGAAUGGUUUAGAAUUCUUUUCCUCUUUGAUUUUAAAUUAUGAAUAGUCAAUAUCACAAGAAAAAAUUUAAGAAAAAUAAAACAAAGAAGAAGCUGAAAUCAUUAAAUGAU
Paramecium pentaurelia is the source of this 1366-nucleotide messenger RNA. The record is from the annotation of a GenBank genome assembly. NCBI's taxonomy places the organism in Eukaryota, Ciliophora, Oligohymenophorea, Peniculida, Parameciidae.